Fukomys damarensis (Damara mole-rat) is the source of this 1246-nucleotide messenger RNA. It is a transcript of the gene Alg6, whose product is annotated as ALG6 alpha-1,3-glucosyltransferase. The annotation marks the transcript as partial. The transcript has 13 exons. Gene Ontology annotation, biological process: protein N-linked glycosylation. Gene Ontology annotation, cellular component: endoplasmic reticulum membrane. NCBI's taxonomy places the organism in Eukaryota, Metazoa, Chordata, Mammalia, Rodentia, Bathyergidae. Gene Ontology annotation, molecular function: dolichyl pyrophosphate Man9GlcNAc2 alpha-1,3-glucosyltransferase activity. The record is from RefSeq and is a predicted model, not a curated record.
ACGCGUGAUGAUACUUCUCUGAUCAAGAAAAUAAGGACGGCUGUGUGGUAGAGACUUUGGCAGCGGAGCCGGGAAGAGUAUGGAGAAAUGGCCCUGGACGGCGGUGGUGGUCCUGCUGGCCCUGACGGUGCGGUGGGCUGUCUCGCUCCAUUCCUACUCAGGUGCUGGGAAACCGCCGCUGUUUGGGGAUUACGAAGCUCAGAGACACUGGCAGGAGGUCACUGUGAACUUACCGCUCAGACAGUGGUAUUUCAACAGCAGCGAGAACGACCUGCAGUACUGGGGGCUGGACUACCCACCGCUCACGGCGUACCACAGUCUGCUGUGCGCUUUCGUGGCAGAGCGCAUCAACCCCGCCUGGGUGGCGCUGCACACGUCGCGGGGGCACGAGAGUCCAGCGCACAAGCUCUUCAUGCGCACCACAGUUUUAGUCGCCGAUGUGAUGAUUUACAUUCCUGCAGUGGUUUUGUACUGCUGUUGUUUAAAAGAAAUCUCAACUAAGAAAAAGGUCGCCAACGCCCUCUGCAUCCUGCUGUACCCAGGCCUCAUUCUUAUUGACCAUGGGCAUUUCCACAGGUACAACUCUGUGAGUCUUGGCUUCGCCCUGUGGGGUGUCCUCGGCGUGUCUUGUGACUGGGACCUGCUGGGGUCACUGGCCUUUUGUUUAGCGCUAAAUUACAAACAGAUGGAACUUUACCAUUCCUUGCCAUUUUUUUGCUUUUUACUUGGCAAGUGUUUUCAGAAAGGCCUCAAAGGAAAGGGGCUGGGCUUGCUGCUGAAGCUGGUGGGCACCGUGGUGGCUUCCUUCGCUCUCUGCUGGCUGCCGUUCUUCAGCGAGAGGGAGCAGACCCUGCAGGUGGUCAGACGCCUCUUCCCCGUGGAGCGAGGGCUGUUUGAGGAUAAAGUGGCCAGUGUCUGGUGCAGCGUCAACAUCUUCGUGAAGAUUAAGGACCUGCUGCCGCGAGACACUCAGAUACUGAUCAGCUUUUGCUUUACGCUUUUGAGCUUGCUUCCAGCCUGUAUAAAACUGACCCUUCAUCCCUCUCCCAGAGGGUUCAGAUUUGCUCUGAUCAGCUGUGCACUGUCGUUCUUCUUAUUUUCCUUCCAAGUACAUGAAAAGUCCAUUCUGUUGGUAGCACUACCCGUCUGCUUAGUGCUACAUGAGGUUCCUUUUAUGUCAGCUUGGUUUUUGCUCGUGUCCACGUUCAGCCUGCUGCCCCUGCUGCUCAAGGACGGGCUGCUGCUG